Messenger RNA from Aureobasidium vineae, 1704 nucleotides. NCBI's taxonomy places the organism in Eukaryota, Fungi, Ascomycota, Dothideomycetes, Dothideales, Saccotheciaceae. The record is from the annotation of a GenBank genome assembly.
AUGGGUCUCUCAAAGUCGACGAGGAUAUGCAUCCUCCUGGCCAUUGACACAGUCUUCUUCCUUAUCGAACUCAUCACUGGCUAUGCCGUCCAUUCUCUCGCCCUCGUGGCCGACUCGUUCCAUAUGGUCAGCCNNCUUAACGAUGUCAUCUCCCUACUCGUUGGUCUUUGGGCCGUCAAGGUCGCCAACCAAAAGACAACGUCCAAAAUGUACACCUACGGCGUAUGUACUUACAUCCGUUCUACGAAUCCUCUGGUCAACGGUGUCUUCCUCGUCGCCCUAUGCCUUUCCAUCUUCCUUGAAGCCAUCCAACGUUUCGUCGAGCCGCAAGAAGUCAGCAACCCUAAGUUUGUGCUGAUUGUAGGAUGCCUCGGUCUUGCCUCGAACAUUGUCGGUCUUUUCCUCUUCCAUGACCACGGCCAUGGUGGCCACAGCCAUGGCGGUCACUCUCACGGACACAGCCAUUCCCAUGGAAACACCAUCAGCGAUGCCGAAGAAGGCCGUGCUGCCCAGGACGAAGAUGCCGACGUCGCCGACGAGUCUGGAAACGUCGCCGAUGUGCUGCCUCAGAGCAGAGUUGCAAACUGGCCCAAGACUAAGAAGCCGACGGCGAGCGGCUCCGGAGCCAGCGAAGAUGUCGAAGUCUCACAAUCCGGCCACCGCCGUCAAAAGUCAAAGUCCAGCCGUUCCCGUUCAAGAGCAUACUCUGUAGAAGACGUGCCCGUCAACCCCUCAUCCUUCCGCCGUUCCAUCAUCGAGACUAGCAGGCUCCAAGACAUCGAAUCUGGCGAGAACACCGAGGACUCCGCCGCUGAGGACGACAACGCCGACCAGACACCCCAGCAGCCGCUCCUCAAUAAGAAUGGAGCCAACGGCUACGGUAGCAUCCAAAAGUCAAAACCCAUCGACCACCAGCAGCACAAGCACAGACAGCCCAAGGAGCAGUCCAGCGGCGGUGGCCACGGUCAUUCUCACGACGACCUCAACAUGCGUGGUGUCUUUCUUCAUGUCAUGGGUGACGCUCUCGGAAACAUUGGAGUCAUUGCUUCUGCCCUUUUCAUCUGGCUCACCGACUACAGCUGGCGCUUCUACACGGACCCCGGUAUCUCCCUCAUCAUUACCUGCAUCAUUCUCGCUUCUGCCAUCCCUCUCUGCCUUGCCGCCUCACGUAUCUUGCUUCAAGCUGUCCCCGCUGGUCUGAGCAUUGAUGACAUCAAGGAAGACAUUGAGGAGCUUCCUGGUAUCGUUAGUGCCCACCACCUCCAUGUGUGGCAGCUGAGCGACACCAAGCUUGUUGCAAGUUUGCACGUUCAGGUCGACUUUGACUUCAAGGGUGAGGGCUCGGCAAGAUACAUGGAACUCGCCCGUGCUAUCCGCGACUGCCUUCACGAGUAUGGUAUCCACUCUUCCACCAUACAACCUGAGUUCUGUCUCGACCCCGAACACGACCACUCUGCACCUCUUGCCGAUGAUAACCACUUCGCUGGUGUAGAUGGAGCCUCUUCUCGUAAGACUUUGGAUAGGCAAGCCAGCAAUGCAAACAGCCUCCGCGCCGCGGCAGAUGCAUGCUUGCUUGACUGUGAUGAUGCAUGUAAUGGCAAGAGUUGCUGUGCCCCUGCUUCUGCUGAGCCAUCGCAGGAAGACGGACAUGACCAUGACCAUAACCAUGACCAUGAUGACCAUGGCCACGGCCACAGCCAUUAG